AGGAGAGGCGAGGGCGAGGUGAGGGUGAGGUGAGGUUGUGAGGUGAGGAGAGGUGAGGUUGUGAGGUGAGCAUGCAGCGCGCCACGGGGAGCUUCCCGCUGCCGCCUCGUCACAAGGAGCGACUGACGGCCGCCGGGUUCGAGACCGCGGGAGACCUCGUGGGGGUGAAACCCUCGGAGCUCAGCCGCGAGCUGGGAGUUUCGAAAGAGGAGGCUCUGGAUAUUCUGCAGACUGUGCUGAGAAGAGACGCGGACGACAACGCGGAGUCGACGGAAGCCUGCGCAGAGACGCCAGCGGCAGCAGCAGCAGCAGCAGCAGCAUCAGCAUCAUCGUCAUCAGCAGCAGCAGCAGCAGCAGCGGUGCCAUCGUCAUCAGCAGCGGUGCCAUCGUCAUCAGCGGCACCAUCGUCAUCAGCAGCAGCAUCAGCACCACCACCACCACCACCACCAUCAGCGGUUGCGGACGAGCACAGCGCCAGCCCGAGCCGCUGGCUUCCCUCCGGCGCCCGCGGCUCGCGCGGCACGGCGCUCCGUGGCCAAGCAGCCACCGCCGGCACCACCGCCGCCGGCACCGCCGCCGGCUUGGCCGCGGCGGUGCCGGUGACGGCGCUGGAGCUGCUCCUGCAGGAGGAGGCGGUGCGCGACGGGGUGGUGGUGUCCUUCUGCGCCGCUCUCGACUCGCUGCUGGGGGCGAUUCCCACGGGCGCCAUCACCGAGCUGUGUGGGGCGCCCGGCGUCGGCAAGACGCAGAUCUGCGUGCAGCUGGCUGUGGCUGCGAGCGUGCCCGAGGCGCUGGGCGGGCUGGCCGGCAGCGCCGUCUACGUGGACACAGAAGGGGGGUUCAUGGCACAGCGCUCCGCCCAGAUCGCCCUCGCCGCGGUCCACCACUGCCGGCUCGCCGCACAGCGCCUGGACCACCAAGACGCUCUCCAGGUCGCAUCGUCCUUCACGCUGGAAGCCGUCCUCUCCUCCAUCCACCUUUUCCGCUGCCACAGCCACACGGAGCUCGCCGCCCCGGAGCCCACCUCCGGCCCGACUUCCUCGGGCGGCACCAAAGGUGAGCGGUGGUGGUGGUGGUGGGUGGUGAGCUCACCCGUGAGGGCGAGGACCUGUGCUAUACGGUAUUGGGACUCGCCCCCCUGCCCCACCGUGUGUGGUGAGCAGGUGAGGUUGGUGGUGGUGGACAGCGUCGCUUUCCCCUUCCGUCACGGCUUCGACGACCUGCGCCUCCGCACUCGGCUCCUCAACGGCCUGGCCCAGCAGCUGAUAGCCCUGGCCUGUACUCACCAUCUCGCUGUGGUGCUCACCAACCAGAUGACGACCCGGGUGAGCGGCGAGCGGGAGUCUGUGCUGGUACCGGCGCUAGGCGAGAGCUGGGGACACGCGGCCACGCACCGUCUGGUGCUGCGCUGGGAGGGGAGGACCAGAGUGGCGACCGUCUACAAAUCUCCGAGUCACCGGGAGGACAGCGCCUGCUUUGCCAUAACGCCGGACGGGGUGAGGGACGUGCCGCAGCCUCCCGCUCCUCGCCACAGCCUGGAGUCCAACCCACGCAAACGGAGGCGCGGGGACGGCGAGCCCCCUCCGCCUCCUUCCCCCGAGGGACCCGCACCCAGCCUGGCCCCGCCGGCUAGGAGGUGUUGACUGCAUCGCCCGGUGCGCGGGAGGUCGGGGGUUCGGAAACCUGCCGAUGCCUGCUGCUGCAUAUUUGGGGUUUGCUCGCGCGUGUCUCUCUCUAACUCUGCCCCGUGAUGAGAUGGUGACUGCAUCGCCCGGUGCGCGGGAGGUCGUGGGUUCGAUCCCGACCCUGACAAAUGCCUGUUGUACAUUUGGAGUUUGCUUGUCUCUCUGACCGUGGUGAGAUGUUGACUGCAUCG
Petromyzon marinus (sea lamprey) is the source of this 1876-nucleotide messenger RNA. The record is from RefSeq and is a predicted model, not a curated record. Lineage: Eukaryota; Metazoa; Chordata; Hyperoartia; Petromyzontiformes; Petromyzontidae.